GGCUUGAGGAAGAAAGGUGCACAUGGUCAUCACAGUCUUCAGAGCUGUUGACAUCAAUUCCUAUUAUCUCUCUGUGUCUGGUGGAUCAGGCUUGAUAAAAUGUCCCUCUUGUCACCAAGAAUCACUGUUUUCUUCAUCAUGGUCUUGGUAUUUCCUUUUUAUUCUGGAAAUGCCUCUAUAAAUCCAUUCUAUCUCGAAUCUUUGUCCUUAUGUCUACUGCGUGAUAACCCUGCACCAAUGUGCCUCAGAAACUAUGAUCCAGUCUGUGCGACCAAUGGCAAGACUUAUUCCAACAAAUGUGUUUUCUGCAUUGCCAGAAAAGAAACUGGUAACAAAAUUCAUUUGGCUCACUAUGGUAAAUGCUGACUUUUGGUGGAGUUAUAUAUUUGGAGGGGUUUUUAUUGUAAUACCAUUUUGCAGUGGAUUCUACAGCCAAUUAGAGUUUUUGCAAUCAAAGUCUUAAAUUCCUAGAAACCCCCCGGUGAAUCCUCCUGUUGAAAACAAGAUGGAAUAUUGGACAUUCAAAGUUCUUUACAAUUCUAAGAUCCUGGGAUUUCAGGGCUUUAAUUCUCUAUGUUCAAAUAUUCAAUGAUCACUUGAAAAGGUAAUAUAUGAAUCGUAUGUUUGAAAACAUAUAAUCUAAUCAAAUUAAAAUCCUAAAUGAUUUUGCUUAAUAGAAUGUUAAGUGGUAUUAUUUUUAAUAAAAUGUCACUUAUACCUUUGGCUGAAUAGCGGGUAAAUGCAAAUGCAUACUUUUGGUAACUAUUAGGAAAAAAAUUUGGAGGUAAAAAUUUAAUUUCCAAAUACCAUAUUACAUGCAUAUUUGCAAGUAGAGAUAGCUGGGAUCUUCUCUUUCCCAAAGAAUCAAAAACUCUUAUGCAGAGUUCCAAUUAUAGCUAUUAAGAAUAUUCAUUUCUUCUUUUUGUAAUACUUAAAAUGCACUUUAUUCAGAAUUAAAUUUUUGUGUAUACACUAUGGCUUUAAUUAAGAAAUAUAAACAAAAACUAAUAGAGGAUAAUAUACCAAAUAUAAAAGUUGUUGUUUCUUGGUGAUGGAAUUAUAUGUUUACUUUUCCAACUUUCUGAAUCUUUCAUCUUAAUAAGAAACAUGUAUUGAUUAUCAUAAGAGAAAAAUAAUCCUCAAUAAAGCAACAAAAUAGCUAAA
Suricata suricatta (meerkat) is the source of this 1164-nucleotide messenger RNA. Its product is annotated as ovomucoid-like. The transcript is spliced from 5 exons. The record is from RefSeq and is a predicted model, not a curated record. Gene Ontology annotation, molecular function: protein binding. NCBI's taxonomy places the organism in Eukaryota, Metazoa, Chordata, Mammalia, Carnivora, Herpestidae. The coding region runs from base 100 to 366 and encodes 88 amino acids.